AAAAUAAAUAAUUUUCAAUUAUAUCAAGGGAAUCAUAGGCGGAAGUCGGCGGCGACGAUGCCUCCCAUGAUCUUCUCUUCUAUUUGAAAAAAAAAAAAAAAAAACAAGCAUACCCAGCAAUAGAGCAGAGAGGAGACGAUGCCUUUCUCCUCUUACAUUGGUGGCAACGCCCGCCGUGGCAACGUGUGGCCCAGCUCACUUCUCCCCACCAUCUCUCCCACUCCGACUAGAUCAAAACACCCAUCAAGAAAGUCACGCAAAAGGACGGCUCUGAUUAACUUCAUCUUCACAAACUUCUUCACCAUCGCUCUUUCAAUCUCUCUCUGCUUCCUUUUGAUUACCAUCCUCCUCUUUGGCAUCCCAAAACCCCUCCUCUCCUCUCCUUUUAAAUCCAAGCCUCCUUCUUAUUACAGGGUCCGGAAUAGAAAGCCACCCCAGAAUGACAACAGCAACGGAAACAGCAGCAAUAACUUCAACGGGAAGGAAGAUGGAGCUGGUGGGGCUACUGUGGAUAUAACCACAAAGGGUUUGUAUGAUAGGAUCCAGUUCUUGGAUGAGGAUGGUGGGCCGUGGAAGCAAGGUUGGAGAGUGAGCUAUAAAGGGGAUGAAUGGAAUAGUGAGAAAUUGAAGGUUUUUGUGGUGCCUCAUUCGCAUAAUGAUCCAGGCUGGAAGCUUACUGUGGAGGAGUAUUAUGACAUGCAAUCUAGGCAUAUACUUGAUACAAUUGUCCACACACUUUCUAAGGAUCCUCGUCGGAAAUUCAUAUGGGAAGAGAUGUCUUAUUUGGAGAGAUGGUGGAGGGAUGCAUCAGUGGAAAAAAGAGAAUCGUUUACCAAUUUAGUCAAGGCAGGACAGUUGGAAAUUGUUGGGGGCGGUUGGGUAAUGAAUGAUGAGGCUAAUUCGCAUUACUUUGCCAUAAUCGAGCAGAUUACAGAAGGGAAUAUGUGGUUGAAGGACACAAUCGGGGUUGUUCCUAAGAAUUCAUGGGCAAUAGAUCCAUUUGGUUACUCUCCCACCAUGGCAUAUCUGCUUCGUCGUAUGGGUUUCGAGAACAUGCUUAUUCAAAGAACCCAUUAUGAGCUGAAGAAGGAACUUGCUUUGCAAAAGAAUUUAGAAUACACAUGGCGUCAGAGCUGGGAUGUUGAGGAAAGCACUGAUAUUUUUACACACAUGAUGCCCUUCUAUUCCUAUGAUAUUCCUCAUACUUGUGGACCAGAGCCUGCUAUUUGUUGUGAAUUUGAUUUUGCUCGAAUGCAUGGCUUUAAUUAUGAACUGUGUCCAUGGGGCAAACAUCCAGUGGAAAUCAGCCAGGAAAAUGUUCAGGAGAGAGCACUAAAGCUACUGGAUCAAUACAGGAAGAAAUCAACUCUGUACCGGACUAAUACCCUCCUUAUUCCUCUUGGUGAUGAUUUCCGUUACAUCAGUAUUGAUGAAGCAGAGGCUCAGUUUCGGAAUUACCAAAUGUUAUUUGAUUACAUCAACUCCAAUCCCAGUUUAAAUGCAGAGGCAAAAUUUGGUACUUUGGAUGAUUACUUCCGAACUCUUCGUGAAGAGGCUGACAGGAUAAAUUAUUCUCUUCCUGGAGAGGUUGGCUCUGGUCAGAUUGGGGGUUUUCCAUCUCUAUCAGGUGACUUCUUUACUUAUGCUGAUAGGCAACAGGACUAUUGGAGUGGCUAUUACAUCUCAAGGCCUUUCUUUAAGGCUGUUGAUCGGGUACUAGAGCAAACACUUCGUGCUGCAGAAAUAAUGAUGGCUUUGUUGCAUGGUUAUUGCCAGAGAGCACAAUGUGAAAAAUUGGCCACAGGGUUUGCCUACAAGAUGACUGCUGCGAGGAGGAAUUUAGCUCUUUUCCAACAUCAUGAUGGGGUAACUGGCACGGCUAAGGAUCAUGUUGUUCAGGACUACGGAAUUCGGAUGCAUACUUCUUUACAGGACUUGCAAAUUUUCAUGUCCAAAUCAAUUGAAGUACUCCUUGGUAUUCACCAUGAAAAGUCUGAUCAUAGUCCAUCCCAGUUUGAGUCAGAACAGGUGAGAUCUAAAUAUGAUGUUCAACCAGUGCUUAAGGCAAUCAAUGCUCGUGAAGGAACUUCACAAUCUGUUGUGCUUUUUAAUCCCUUGGAGCAAACUAGAGAAGAGGUUGUGAUGGUCAUUGUUAAAAGGCCUGAUGUUACUGUUUUGGAUUCAAACUGGACUUGUGUCCCAAGCCAAGUGUCCCCUGAAUUGCAGCAUGAUAAAAGCAAGAUUUUUACUGGGAGGCAUCGUCUCCAUUGGAAAGCUUCUGUUCCUGCCAUGGGAUUGCAAACAUAUUAUGUUGCUAAUGGUUUUGAGGGAUGUGAAAAAGCGAAACCAGCAAAACUAAAAUACUUCUCGAUGUCUAAUUCAUUUUCUUGCCCUGCUCCGUAUGCUUGCUCCAAAAUAGAAGAAGGCGUGGCUGAAAUUCAGAAUCAACAUCAAACUCUCACCUUUGAUGUCAAGCAUGGUUUGUUGCAGAAAGUAACUAAUACAGAUGGUUCCAUGAAUGCUGUGGGUGAAGAAAUAGGAAUGUACUCUAGUCGGGGAAGUGGGGCCUACCUAUUCAAACCCAAUGGUCAUGCUCAACCUAUCAUUGAGGCUGGUGGGCACAUGGUGAUAUUUGAGGGUCUAUUGGUUCAGGAAGUGUAUUCUUAUCCUAAAACGACAUGGGAAAAAGCCCCCAUCUCCCAUAGCACUCGAAUUUAUAAUGGAGAUAGCACUAUGAGGGAAUUGCUUAUCGAGAAAGAAUACCAUGUUGAGCUUCUUGGCCAAGAUUUUAAUGACAGGGAAUUGAUAGUUAGAUACAAGACAGAUCUUGAUAAUAAAAGGAUUUUCUUUUCUGAUUUAAAUGGCUUCCAGAUGAGCAGGAGAGAGACUUAUGAUAAGAUACCCCUGCAGGGGAAUUACUACCCUAUGCCUUCUCUAGCAUUCAUGUUAGGAUCCAAUGGCAAGAGGUUUUCUGUCCAUUCUAGACAGUCACUGGGUGUGGCCAGCCUUAAAGAUGGAUGGUUAGAGAUUAUGCUUGACCGCCGUUUGCUAAGAGACGAUGGACGUGGUCUUGGGCAAGGAGUGAUGGAUAAUCGUCCAAUGAAUGUGAUCUUUCACCUUCUUUUUGAGUCUAACAUUUCUUCCACUUCAGAUCCUGUUUCCAAUCCUCUUCCCCUCAGCCCUUCUCUUCUCUCACACUUAGUUGGUGCUCACUUGAAUUAUCCAUUGCAUGCAUUUGUAGCGAAGAAUCCCCAGGAGUUAUCUGUGCAACCACCUCCAAGAUCCUUCUCACCUUUGGCUGCUCCCUUGCCUUGUGACUUGCAUAUGGUGAAUUUUAAAGUUCCCCGGCCAUCAAAAUAUUCUCAGCAGCUGAUUGAAGAUCCUAGGUUUGUCCUGAUCUUACAGAGGAGGCAUUGGGAUACUUCAUACUGUCGAAAGGGUAGAUCUCAGUGUACCACUGUUGCUAAUGAACCUCUAAAUCUUUUCAACAUGUUCAAGGGGCUUGAGGUGUUGAAAGCAAAGGCAACUUCUUUGAAUCUUUUGCAUGAAGACAUAGAGAUGCUUGGAUAUAUGGAGCAGGUUGCGGAUGUGGGUCAAGAGGGACAUGUAGUCAUCUCUCCCAUGGAAAUACAGGCAUACAAGUUGGUACUACGGCCACACCAGUAAAUGCAGAACUUGAUGCGACUACAAUGUCUUUUCUGGUGUGUUGAUCAUAUGUGUGUCAGUGGCAAAACAGAACAACUUUUCUACCUUACCGAACACGAUCCAACUUCAUGAGCAACCAUUUAUACGUUGCUAUCCCAUGAAAUAUCCGACUGUCGAGGCUGUAUUGGAAUCAGGUCCCUGUGCGUAGCAGUGGCAUGAGCAUCCGAACGAUUAAAUGGAGUGGUGUAAGUUCAGCUAUAAUUUUGUAUGGAAGGUUUCGAUGCAGUAUUUUUGUUUUCUAUUUUUGUGGAGGAUUCCUACAUUAAUUAGAUGAAAGAAAAUUUUACAAGUGACCUGUUUAAGAGAUCGUCAUUUGUCUCUUCCAGAACUAAGGCAAACAGUGAUGAAAUUAGAGUUUUUUCUGUAUACGCUGUGGCCUUGGGUUUAUUGUUAGUGUGAUGCCUUUUCUUCUAA
Messenger RNA from Populus trichocarpa (black cottonwood), 4119 nucleotides. Its product is annotated as alpha-mannosidase 2. The record is from RefSeq and is a predicted model, not a curated record. NCBI's taxonomy places the organism in Eukaryota, Viridiplantae, Streptophyta, Magnoliopsida, Malpighiales, Salicaceae. The coding region runs from base 139 to 3666 and encodes 1175 amino acids. The transcript is spliced from 4 exons. Gene Ontology annotation, molecular function: carbohydrate binding; alpha-mannosidase activity. Gene Ontology annotation, cellular component: Golgi membrane. Gene Ontology annotation, biological process: N-glycan processing; mannose metabolic process; protein deglycosylation.